This is a messenger RNA of Lithohypha guttulata, 1995 nucleotides long. It is a transcript of the gene GUF1, whose product is annotated as Translation factor guf1 mitochondrial. Gene Ontology annotation, biological process: positive regulation of translation. The record is from RefSeq and is a predicted model, not a curated record. Gene Ontology annotation, cellular component: mitochondrion. Gene Ontology annotation, molecular function: GTP binding; mitochondrial ribosome binding; GTPase activity. The transcript has a single exon. The coding region runs from base 1 to 1995 and encodes 664 amino acids. Lineage: Eukaryota; Fungi; Ascomycota; Eurotiomycetes; Chaetothyriales; Trichomeriaceae.
AUGCAACAAUGGCUACAGCUCUUUCCACGGCGAAGAGCUGUCCAGUCUGCUCUCGCCGUCGCAUCUCGACUGGCUGAACAACGUACCACUCGUUUCUCAUUUGCGCGAAAUUUCUCUACUAGCGGAUCUUUCAAAGCCGCAUACAGCAUACACGAUCCCUCCGAUGUCGAGAAGCGAAUUGCUGCUAUUCCAAUCGAUCGCUAUCGCAACUUCUGUAUUGUGGCUCAUGUUGAUCAUGGCAAGUCCACCCUGUCCGAUCGACUACUCGAAUUGACCGGCACGAUCCAGCCGGGUGGGAACAAACAAGUGCUCGACAAACUCGAUGUGGAGCGAGAAAGAGGAAUCACUGUCAAGGCCCAGACAUGCUCUAUGAUCUACAACUACAAGGAUGAAGACUAUCUGCUGCAUUUGGUCGAUACUCCUGGCCAUGUCGACUUCCGUGCUGAAGUGUCCCGCAGUUAUGUGAGUUGUGGCGGUGCUUUACUCCUGGUUGACGCCAGCCAGGGUGUGCAAGCCCAAACUGUUGCGAACUUCUAUCUUGCUUUCUCUCAGGGUCUUUCAUUGCUACCCGUCCUGAACAAGGUCGACUUGCCGCAUGCUGAUCCUCCCAGAGCACUCGAGCAGAUGAAGGAGAGCUUCGAGCUGGAUCCAGAGUCAGCAAUUCUCGUCUCUGCGAAGACAGGCCUCAAUGUUGAAGCUAUUCUGCCAAAGGUUAUUGAGACCAUUCCUGCUCCUACUGGCGACCGAAACGCACCUCUCAAACUUUUCCUCGUUGAUUCUUGGUACUCCUCCUUCAAGGGUGUGGUUUUGCUCGUGAGAAUCUUCGAGGGUCAGAUAAAAGCUGGCGAUCAGAUUGUUUCAUUUGCGACCGGCAGAAAAUACACCGUUGGAGAAGUUGGUAUAAUGUAUCCAGAUCAGACUCCCCAGUCCGUUUUGCGCGCUGGCCAGGUGGGCUAUAUCUACUUCAACCCCAGCAUGAGGAAGAGUCAAGAAGCAAAAAUUGGAGAUACCUACACCAAGGUUGGCUUUGAGCGCCAAGUUCAGCCUUUGCCUGGCUUCGAGGAGCCCAAACCUAUGGUCUUCGUUGCUGCCUUUCCUGUUGACCAAAGUGACUUCGAGCAUCUCGAGGACAGUAUCAAUCAGCUAUUACUGAACGAUCGAAGUGUCACAAUUCAGAAAGAAUCCUCGGAAGCUCUCGGUGCUGGUUUCCGCUUGGGUUUCCUUGGCACUUUACAUUGUUCCGUCUUCGAGGAUCGCUUGAGGCAAGAACAUGGUACAAGCAUCAUUAUCACCCCUCCCACUGUGCCGUUCCAAGUCAAGUACAAGGAUGGAAAGGAAUUGACAAUCACAAAUCCUGCCGAGUUCCCAAAUACAGAUGAAGCUAGACAGAAGAUUGAAGAGCUUCGCGAGCCCUACGUCAUGGCGACCCUCACCUUCCCCGAAGAGUAUCUCGGCCGUGUGAUGGAGAUCUGUGAAGCAAACCGUGGCGAGCAGAAGUCGAUGGAGUACUUUACUGCCACCCAGGUGAUCCUGAAAUACGAAUUGCCUUUGGCUCAACUCGUUGAUGAUUUCUUUGGCAAACUGAAGAGCACAACCAAGGGAUAUGCCACACUCGACUACGAGGAGGCCGAAUGGCGCCAAAGUAGUAUAGUCAAGUUGCAGCUACUCGUCAACAAGGAACCUGUCGAUGCUGUCUCGCGAGUUCUCCACCAGAGUCAGGUGCGUCAGGUCGGCAAGCAAUGGGUCGAAAAGUUCAAAGAGCAUGUUGAUCGACAGAUGUUCGAAGUGGUAAUACAAGCUGCUGUUGGCCGUCAAGUCAUUGCCCGAGAGACAAUCAAGCCCUUCCGAAAGGACGUGCUUGCAAAACUGCAUGCGAGCGACGUCUCUCGUCGUAGGAAACUGCUCGAGAAGCAGAAGGAAGGUCGUAAGAAGUUGAAAGCUGUUGGAAAUGUUGUAAUCGACCAUAGCGCUUUCCAGGCAUUCCUGGCAAAGUAG